AUGCUGAUCCAAGUCGUUGCCCACCGUUUGCAGGAAAAUGUGAGUCCGUCAAUCCUCAUUCGAGCAGGAGCCAUGCUGAUCCAAGUCGUUGCCCACCAUUCGCAGUAUGAUGUGAGUCCAUCGAUCCUCAUUCGAGCAGGAGCCAUGCUGAUCCAAGUCGUUACCCACCGUUCGCAGAAUGAAAUACUUAACAGCGAUCACGGUGUAGUGAUACAGUCCAAAUUACUCUCUGUGUCCUCUGGCUCAUCACCCUUGGAGAGUGUUGUUCAGCUCAUUUCUGCUGCUGUUAUUAUCUUCGAGCACUCUUUCCAUAUUUUGGACCAGCAGCUUUAUCUUCAGGACAGGCAGAAUUCUGAUCCCUGCUUUAUGUCACUCUGGAGCAGUACAUGCCAUCUCCGCAAGCAGCUGCUGUCAGGGAAGACAGGAAAACAAUCCAUUCGUGACUCCCAAAAGAUGGAGUUGGUCAACACAAUUUUUAAAAUUGCUUUAGAGUAUCGUCUGCCAAGACCUCAACCUCAAGCAGUGCAACACAAUGCAGAUGGUAUUCCGAUGUCGAGCUAA
Molecule: messenger RNA, 561 nt
Organism: Suillus discolor
Lineage: Eukaryota; Fungi; Basidiomycota; Agaricomycetes; Boletales; Suillaceae
Exons: 8
Coding region: 1-561 (186 amino acids)
Source: RefSeq, a predicted model, not a curated record